Aspergillus vadensis CBS 113365 is the source of this 867-nucleotide messenger RNA. RefSeq lists its product as uncharacterized. Lineage: Eukaryota; Fungi; Ascomycota; Eurotiomycetes; Eurotiales; Aspergillaceae. The record is from RefSeq and is a predicted model, not a curated record. The transcript is spliced from 8 exons. The coding region runs from base 1 to 867 and encodes 288 amino acids.
AUGUAUCCAGGUUCGCACCGAGCUUCCCGCGAAGGUCUCGGCUAUCAGCAUGAGACUUUCCUAGACCCUGGCAUUAGAAAGCAACCCGACUUAGAAAGAGAGUGGUGGGAAACUGAGCCCGCCAAUGAUGUGACUGCCAGCCCCAGGACUUCCCGCUUCAACAGCCACACCAUCUCUUAUGUCAUCUCUACACUCACCACUGCCUAUUCAUACCCUGUUUAUUGUUGGAUCGAGGAGUACAUGCUGCUCAUAACAAGGAAGAAGGGCCUUCUCCGCAAUCUAGACCCGGGUGUUGGCCUAGACUAUUCUUCGCAUCGGGAUCUCCCUAAUAGCAACGUACGUGUUGUUCCUGGUGAUAGUGAGCCGAGAUUGAUACCGGUCGACAAGCUGGGACUUGGGCCUACCAUCACAGUAAAACCCAUGAUUCAGUAUAGGCUUGUCAGCAGUUCAUUUUUGUGUGCAACACAAUUCCCAGUCGGUAUCAGCAGAUCUAAUUCGACUGUCAGGGAUACGGAUCUGGGGCAUCACAACCUAUCUGAAUUUUACAAUACAUCAGAUAAGCCCGUUGAAGGAAAUAGAUACUACGCAAGUGGUUGUGAUGCCUUCCCUGUACUCUCCAGCCUAAGCCACCUUCGAAGACUGGCCCUCGCUGCAGGUGAAUCUCACCCUAGCAAUUGCCCAUGCAGCAACGCGAGUCGACAGGACCAGGAGAUAGACAAAUAUGUGCUGUUUGGAAUGAAAGGGCAAGAAUUGCAAGACUACAAGCAAUUAGACUUACGCGUCUGCGAUGGACCCUGGCUCCUUCCAGGGACAUAUUGCUUUCGGUUGGCGCACAACCUGGACCCUACUGCCAAGAAACCCUCGUAG